Molecule: messenger RNA, 6847 nt
Organism: Diorhabda carinulata
Lineage: Eukaryota; Metazoa; Arthropoda; Insecta; Coleoptera; Chrysomelidae
Exons: 22
Coding region: 123-6776 (2217 amino acids)
Biological process (GO): hydrogen peroxide catabolic process; cellular response to stress; response to oxidative stress
Cellular component (GO): cytosol
Molecular function (GO): thioredoxin peroxidase activity
Source: RefSeq, a predicted model, not a curated record
UUUAAAUAUCAACUUCGUCGGCAUUAAUUUAUCUUCUAGAUAAAUAUGUAAAGUGUUCAAUUUUGCACUGACUAAUGCAGUAGAUUUGACAUAUCCAUUUUAUUUUUUGAGUUUCUUUGAAUAUGGCUUCAGAUCAGUUGGCUGUUGUUUUUAAUUGUUUAAAACAUAAGAAUAAAGAUAAUAAUUCUGAUGAGCGUAAUUUACACAAAUGGGAAUAUAAUUUGAAAAAUAUGUCGGUUAAACAGAAUCCCAAGAUGUUUGUUGAUAAUACUGUGCAGUUUAUGGAAUCCAUUUACGCAUUGGCUUCUUCCAAAUCAUAUACGGAUCAAAUAUUCUUGUCGAGGAAGCAUUUAGGAACUUUAAUGAAUAAAUUUACUGAUGAAACAAUGGAGAUAUUCAUAAAAUAUUUAAUCCCAUGGAUUAUUGAAAAAAUAAUAGAUGGAAAUAGAAGUGGUUGGUGCAUAAAAAAAGAACAUCUAAAAUGUGUUAAUACUCUUUUACCUAAAAUCAUGAAUAACAUAUAUUUUAUGGGGAUAUUAAUCAAGGAAAUUUCACCAGUCUAUAUAUACAAACUGAUAGAAAGCUUACAUGUUUAUGGUGAUUUUGAUUUGCAAAUUAUGAUUUUAAAAACAAUUUUUUCUGUAUAUGGCAAAAUAAGAAUUAUUGCCAAUUUAAAGCAAAUAAUGCCAGAUUUGAUUGACCUAAGACAGGAUAUUUCCCAAAUCAAUGAAGAAGAUUCUUUUAGAGAGGACUGCAGAAAAUUUUUGAAUAAAAUGAAUGCAAACCAAGGAAAAAUAUUUUCUUUGCAAUGCAAAAAUAUACAGUUGAAUGAAAGUACUUAUGUUAUACCUAUGGAAUCUAUAUGUGGCGUUUGGGUUGAUUUUAAUUUACUUGACAAUGUAAUGAGUUGGCAACAGAAAGUUUCUUCAAAUGAUACAUGGGAAGUUAUUACGCUAUUUAGUUCUGAAGUGGAAACAGUAUUUUUAGGUACAUCCCAGGAAACAUUUUUCGUCACAUUGAAUAUAAGUGGAAGUUGUAUUUCUUCCAUCGCAGAAAACCAAGACACUGCGGAUAAAAUUAAAUCUAUAAAUUUGGUAAUAGAAAACUCUGAGAUUGGAGAUGCGUUGAUUAAAGAUAUUUUACCCAAGGUGUUUGGUACAAAGUAUAAAUAUUCUCCAAAAACCGUUGACAUAACUUUUAGUAUGAAUCACAAACCAUUAUUAAUCGAUGUAAGAAAGCGAAGGGAUCGUGAUAGUAAUGAUACCAUUGACGUAAGUCUGACAAGAGGACUAAAUCCAAUUUCUUUUGGUUCCAUUUCUUACGAAAGUUCAGAUAGCAAUAAUUCAAUGAGAUUUUCUGAUACCAAUAAAACAGGUGAAGAAAAUCUCAUCAAUACAGAUGAUCCUAAUUUACCAGGAAUAAUAGAAACUGGAUUGAGAAGCACACAAAUCUUAGCUGGUCGUUGUAGUAAUAAGACUUUCAAUUAUAAAGAAAUCAUUAGAUCUCGAGAACUUUCUCAAGACUCUGACAAUAUUUCUAGAUCAGGUCAUAAUCUAUCGCAAUCGAGUAUGUUUUUUAGUCCAAAAAACGUGAAAGAUACACAAACAGUCUACAAAAUGGACCGCCACGUACUAUCAAAUAUAACUGAACGAUCGAAUAUAGUUUCAUCUCCAAAGGAUAAUAAUAACCAUGGCAAAAUAACAAUCGAUAUCGAGAAAACCCGAGACAAACCUAAGACAUUCACAUUUUCUGAUAUAUUUUCCACAUGUACUGACCAGAAAUCAUCAAAUAAUUUGAAGGAGUUGAAUAAAAGAUCAUCUUUAACAUGUGAAGCUUCUGAAUGUUCAGAAAAUAGAAAAAUACCAUCCUCAAAUACAAAAUCAUUCUUGAAUUACGAGGAGCAAGUGAUAUCUACACUUGAUGCUAUAACAGAAAACAGUCAGCAGAAAAGUUCUUAUGUAGAAGCUUCUGUGAUUGAGAGUUCACAGUUAAAUGAUAAUAAUAAAUUAGGUUCUCAGAAUAAUGUCAAAAAAGGAAAGGAGAGUGGAAAAAAGAGAAAAGAGCUGAGAGAAAUCGAAGAAACUUCUACAAAUGAGCAUGUGCAAAAUAGCUCAUCAUUCACUAGAUCUAGUAAAGAUUCGGAGAAGUUAAACGUGCAUGGACUUGUUAUAUCGGAAACUAGUUUAGAAUCAGAUCAAGUGAAGGAUACCAGCCAAAGAACUACAUUAUCAAGAACAAAAACCUCUGCAUAUAAAGAUCCAGAUUAUGAUAUAAUCGACAAGGAAAAUGAUAUUGGGGCAAAAAAGAAUAACCCCAAGACAUACAAAUUUAGAGGGACCUAUCAAAGUGCAACUGAUUUUGAGGCAGAGGAAGUAUUGGAAACUCAUCACAGCGUACAAAAGAAAUCGAAUAGUAACGCUAAUAAAAUGAAGUCCAAAACCUACACUCUAAAUUAUUUUGAGGAUAUCGCAUCAACUACAAAUUCAAAGAAAAGUUUUAAAUUCCAAAAUGAUGAAAACUCUGAACCGAUCGAUAUUGAUGAAGAUAAAGCUUUAAAAAAUGUUCCUACAAAUCAAAAUAAUGAAGAAACCACUGAAACUUCAGUAAAUGAUCUACUUCUUUCUUCGACAAGUUCGACAAUGUUGGAUAAUGAUUUGAAAGGAAAAAAUUCACGACGUAAAGCGCAUUCUAAAAAAAGAAGAAUAGAAAAUUAUUGCGCGUCUCCCGAAUCCAAAGGACAUGAAAAAAUAUUGAAGAAACAGCGUAAUGAUAUUGUAGAAAUCAUUGAUGAUGAUAAUGUAGCAGAUAAGAAUAAUUCCAUGAACAAUGAAGUGAAUCAAAGAUGGUAUGCAACUGAUUCUGGAAACAAGAAAACUGUAAAACCAAAAAUAAAGAAACUAAUAAUUAGAUUGGAUCGACUUCAAGCGGUACCUAAAUAUCAACAGACCCCUGUGGAGGCAGUACCUUUAUUAUCUUCAAAUGACCAAAACAUUGAAUCUUCCAAAGUGGAUAAAGCAUUUGAUGCUUUAAAAGAACAUCCUGAUACAGUUGUGACUAGUAUCGAACGUACUAUAAGAAAGGAAGAUUCAGCAUCAGUGGAAUCUAAGUACCAGAGUCAAAAACAUAAUGAAUCAACACGUACAGUAGAUCUAAAUGAUCUAACGAGAUCCCAACAAAUACAGAUAUUCCAAGAAAACGAGCAUCAUAAAUUUGUGCUCAAUCAGAAUCGAGAUCGUUCCGAUAAUUCAAAUAUCAGAAAAGAAAAUGAAGAUCAGUUUUCUAAUGAAUUAAACAAGGAUUAUGAAAUUCAAGACAGCAAUAAUUCAACUCAACUUCCAAUUGAAUCAAAAUCUAAAAUUGGAAAACAUCAUGGGAGAAGUUGUAGCAAAAAAAGUCGAGAUAAAAUUGAAAAUCAAACAUUUGACAGCAAGGAAAGUGAUACAAAAUUAAACUCAAAUGAUGUUACAAAAACUUCAAGUGUAGAUCGAAAAUGUAGAAAAUUGGUUGAUGUUAAUUCUGUUCCGCCUCAACCAACUAAAGAAAAACGUGUGCCACUCGGUGAAGACAAAAUCAAAACUAUUCAAAAUGAAGAUAUUCCAAUUGCAUCAUCUUCAGUUAAUGUUAUCGAUCAAGAAAACAACAUUAUUGGGAAUAAUUCCACAUUAAGCUCAAAUGAUGUUACAAAAACUUCAAAAGGUCGAAGACGUAGGAAGUUGUAUGAUGUAAAUUCCGUUCUGCUCCAACCAACUGAAGAAAAACGUGUGCCAAUCGAUGAAGGCAAAAUCAAAACUAUUCAAAAUGAAGAUAUUCCAAUUGCAUCAUCUUCAGUUAAUGUUAUCGAUCAAGAAAACAACAUUAUUGGGAAUAAUUCCACAUUAAGCUCAAAUGAUGUUACAAAACCUUUAAAAGGUCGAAGACGUAGGAAAUUGUUUGAUGUAAAUUCCGUCCUGCCCCAACCAACUGAAGAAAAACGUGUGCCAAUCGAUGAAGGCAAAAUUAAAACUAUUGAAAAUGAAGAUAUUCCAACUGCAUCAUCUUCAGUUAAUGUUAUCGAUCAAGAAAACGACAUUAUUGGGGAUAAUUCCACAUUAAGCUCAAAUGAUGUUACAAAAACUUCAAGAGGUCGAAGACGUAGGAAAUUGUAUAAUGUAAAUUCCGUUCUGCUCCAAUCAACUGAAGAAAAACGUGUGACAAUCGAUGAAGGCAAAAUCAAAACUAUUCAAAAUGAAGAUAUUCCACCAGCAUUAUCUUCGGUUGAUGUUAUCGAUCAAGCAAACGACAUUAUUGGGGAUAAUUCCACAUUAAGCUCAAAUGAUGUUACAAAAACUUCAAAAGGUCGAAGAUGUAGGAAGUUGUAUGAUGUAAGUUCCGUUCUGCCCCAACCAACUGAAGAAAAACGUAUGUCAAUCGAUGAGGACAAAAUUAAAACUAUUGAAAAUGAAGAUAUUCCAAUUGCAUCAUCUUCAGUUAAUGUUAUCGAUAAAGAAAACGACAUUAUUGGGAAUAAAUCCACAUUAAGCUCAAAUGAUGUUACAAAAACUUCAGAAGGUCGAAGACGUAGGAAGUUGUAUGAUGUAAAUUCCGUUCUGCUCCAACCAACUGAAGAAAAACGUGUACUAAUUGAUGAAGACAAAACCGAAACUAUUGAAAAUGAAGAUAUUCCAUGUACAGUUUUUUCAGAUAAUGUUGUCAACGAAAUAAUUCAGGAUAAUACAAAAUUGAAUUCAACUGAUAUUAAAACACCAAGCGGUCGAAGACGAAGCAAACUGUACGUUGUUACAUCCGUUCUGCCCCAAUCAACUGAAGUAAAACGCGUGCCAAUUGAUGAAGACAAAACCGACACUAUUGAAAACAAAGAUAUUCCAUUUGCAGCUUAUAUAGAUAAUGUUGACAAUGAAAAGAAUGAAAUAAUUGAUGAUAUUACAAAACUGAACUCAAAUGAUGCUAAACAAACUUCAAGUACUAGUCAAAGACGUAGAAAAUUGUUUGAUGUUAAUUCCGUUUUGCCCCGACCAACUGAAGAAAAACGUGUGUCAAUUGAAAACGAAGGAAUUCCAUUUGAUUUAUCUUCAGUUAAUGUUACUGAUAGAGAAAAUGACAUUAUUGCACAUCAUUCAAAAUUAAGCUCCAAUGAUAUUACAAAAACGUCAAGUGUAGAUCAAAGAGGUAGAAAAUUGUUCGAUGUUAAUCCUGUGCUAUUUCCAUCAGUUGAAGAAAAAUUUGUGUCGAUUGAUGAAGAUAAUGUCGAAACUAUUGAUAACCAAGAUCUUCCAUCGUCUUCAGUUAAUGUUAUUGAUCGAGAAAAUGACAUUUUCGAAGAUAACAUAGAGCUAACUUUGAACAAUCUUAGAAAAACUAUAAGUAUGCGCCGAAAAGAAGAACUAUUGGUUGAAGCAUCUCCGCCUCAUGAAGGUAAAGAAAAAACGGAAGAUCAUACGAAACUCUUUUCAAAGGACCCUAUGAAGACUUCAAGUGUAGGUCGAAAACGUAGAAAAUUGUUAAAUAUUAGUUCAAUGUCGUUUCAACUAACUGAAGAAGAAAAAAAAAUUGAAACAUCAAUUGAUGAAAACGAAAAUAUUGUAGAUCCGCCAAAAAAACCAAGGAAGGAUCUCGAUAACAAUGAAAAAUUUGAUUGUGGAUACAUAAAAAUUUUUUCAAGUGGAUUAAUUUCACCGUUAAAAGGCAUGAGUAAAUCUAAGAAAAACUUCAGUACUUCCACAAAAUUAGAGACCAAGAAAAAACGUAAAUCUCAAUUUUAUGUGACGUAUAGUGAAAUAGUUGCAGAACAAGAAGCAUUUAAAAGAAAAUGCAGAAAUUUAGUACGUGCUCAAAAAAUGAGCAUUGACGAAUUUUACAAACGAAAGGCUAAACGUAAAGAAAAACAUUUUAUAGACGACUCUAGAGAAAAGAAAUUGUUUAAAGUUAGACCUAUUACUAGUAAAAAUUAUGAUUUGUCCUUUUCACCGAAACCUGGUGAAUGGGAUGAACUUAAAAGUAUUCUUGAAUUUGAUCGCCGAAAGACUAUUAGAGCAGAAAAGUCUGCAAAGAAUUACUCAAAAAAUAGUGAACAAUCCAGAAGAAAUACUUCUCCGAAAAAUAGUUCUAAAGAGAAAAGGCGUGAAGAGGGACUUCACAAUAAAAAAAUUAAUAUCAUAUCGAACAUAUGCAUAAAACGAGCAAAUGAAAUUCCAUUUUCUAAAAUUACAAAUUGUGAAGAACAGGAACAAUCCACAGAAUCUGACAAAAUCGAGGAAAAAGUUUUUAAGGAGUUGAAAGCCCCCUCGAAUAAUAUAGUUGCUCCAUGGUCUGCCCGCGCGUUUUUUAAUAAUGAAUUCAUAACUAUCGAUUCCGAUGAUUACAUUGGAAAAUAUUUGCUGAUAUUCUUCUACCCGUUCGAUUGUGGUGUUCUACCAGACGUUUCGCCCUCCUCGGAAAUAGAAUAUUUUCAAAAACAUUUUGAACAAUUUCAACAAUUGGAUAUACAUAUUUUAGGCUGCUCUGUAGAUUCUAUAUAUACUCAUAAAUUAUAUAUAACACAGCUGUUAUGUAAAAAUGAAUCUAUAGAUAAAAUAUCAUUUCCAUUAAUAGGAGAUUCUGGCUUUAAGAUCUGCAAAAUUUUUAAUGUGAUAUAUCCCAAUAAAGAACAUUCCUACAGGGCAUUGGUAAUUAUUAAUCCCGAAGGUAUAAUUAUUAAAAAAGUCAUUGUCAAUAUCAAAAACGAAAUUUUAUUGACGAAUGUUUUAGAUUUUAUUCGCUCACAAAAAAAUUCACGGUAGUUCUGUUUUACAAAUUCUAUACUUUUAUUUUAAUUAUAAAAGUUGAAUAGAUUAUAUUUGAUUUUUAAAAA